Polypterus senegalus (gray bichir) is the source of this 3503-nucleotide messenger RNA. It is a transcript of the gene trub2, whose product is annotated as TruB pseudouridine (psi) synthase family member 2. Gene Ontology annotation, molecular function: RNA binding; pseudouridine synthase activity. The transcript is spliced from 8 exons. Gene Ontology annotation, biological process: RNA processing; pseudouridine synthesis. The record is from RefSeq and is a predicted model, not a curated record. NCBI's taxonomy places the organism in Eukaryota, Metazoa, Chordata, Cladistia, Polypteriformes, Polypteridae. Bases 65 to 1024 code for a protein of 319 amino acids.
CAGUAGCGACGGGACCGCGAAAGGCUGACACCCCACGUGAGGCGCCGCUGUUGUUACGCGAGCCAUGAGACGGGCGUACCGGGAGCUGCAGGGGCUCUUUGCGGUGUACAAGCCUCCUGGCGUACACUGGAAACGAGUUCGAGACACGAUUGAGACGCGGCUUAUACAGGAUCUCCGAAGCUUAGAUCGACCACCACAGCCAGAGCAGGUCCGAUUCCUGCUGGGUUCGGGUGAAGGGCAGGACCCCUCUGAACUGACCCUGACGGCCACCAACGUGCCCGUGCUGGCUGAACACCCGCUGGUGAAAGGCCCCCCAUUUCCACACUUGAAGGUGGGAGUUGGUGCUCACUUGGAUUUGCCUUCUUCAGGAGUUCUCAUACUGGGCGUGGGAAGUGGAAACCAGCUGCUGCAGAGGCUGAAGAGCCAGCAUCUGUCAAAGGAGUACAUCGUCCAGGGGGUGUUUGGAAAAGCAACUGAUGACUUCUCGGACACGGGCAGGCUGGUGGAGAAGACAACUUUUGAUCAUGUCACUCUGUGCAGCCUUGAAAAGAUCAUCGCCAUGAUUGAUGGAACUCAUCGGAAAGCUCUGUUGACGUACGCCGGGAUCGAUCUGCACAGCCAGGAGGCCUACGAGCAGGCAGUAGCCGGUUUACUGCGCCCCUCACACAAGACCACCCCCCUCAUCACUGGCAUCCGCUGCGUGCACUUUGACCCCCCUCAUUUCACUUUGGAGGUCCAGAGUCUGAACGAGACGCAGCAGUACCUGCGCAAGGUGGUCCACGAGAUCGGCCUGGAACUUCGCUCCUCGGCGGUGUGCGGGCAGGUGCGACGCACCCGCGAUGGCCCUUUCACGCAGCACGAUGCGCUCCUCCAUUCGCAUUGGGAUCUGGACAAAGUGCGGGCAGCGGUGGCAGAGGCCGGACCCCGAGUGUGGGCUGCUCUACGCUGUGCCAGAGACGUGCAACCAGGGGAGAGGAGGGAGUCGGUCAGGGCCACAAACACAGAAAGUGCAGAGCACACGUGACAAUAAGGGCCCCUCACCUGAGCAGCUGCCCUGAUUAUGGGGUGACACGUGGCACCCUGCCAGCUGGGAGAUGUGAGACCCAUUUAGAAGAGGAAUUGUGCGGCUUCUGGGAAGCUAAAGACUGCUAAACGGGCAUCAGGAGAUUAAAAGGUACAAUUGUGACAGGCGUGUGGGCUCCUGCUUACCUGUGCAGGUGACACAGAGGUUCAUGGGUGUGGGAGAGUCAGUGUGGCAGUACUGGGUGAGCCACAGCAACAGGGCUGUCCCCAAAACUGAGAGGCGAUUCAGAGUUUGGUGACCACUGUCUCCUUUAGGUGACAGACAUACAUUUGCCUGAUGUGUCAGCCUGUCCGUUAUGAUACUUGGACAGGUUGAGUUUAGACACAAAGACUUUCUAGCACAUUGGGUUUGGAAUUGCGACAAUCUGCAAAGCAAAUCUGGGGGUGCCAACUCAAAAGAUGACCCUUGUCCUGCACAGCUGGCAUGGCUACCUGGAGCUCCUGCACACACUCCAAUAAGGGCUUAGGGGUCUGCCAGCUUGUCACUGUGCUGGAGUUGGGCCUACAGAAAGGGUGAGCUCUGAAUGUGCCAACAUCAAUUAAUAAAGUAAUUAAUAAUUAAUUAAUUAAUUAGUAUCUAUCACACAGGUCACCAUGUGUGCCACCUUCAUGCCAUUCAGUGAGACUUUUCGUAACUAAGUGCAGCAUUUGUCUUUGCCUCCUCCUUCUUCACAGUUCCAAGGUGGCCAUCUGCUCAACUGGCAUUUCAUUUUGUUUGUCACCUCACCAUUGGCAACUAACAACCCCAUUAUGGAAAGACUGCCCUCUGUUGGCAGCUGAGAAGGGAGGAUUGUGAAUCUGACAGAAACUGCUUUUGUUUGCGUGUCAUAAGAAUUUUUUGACAAACCAGAGGAGACCAUGCCAUCUGUUUGUCACUCGUUUCUUGAGGUGACUGCUAAGCUGUCGUGACAUCUCGGUCACAUCUCUCAUUAAAGUUGUCCAGGUUUCGGCUUGAGCUCCAUGUCUCUGUAGUUCUGGAUCACCACAAGUCUCAUGUAAAGAUGCACUUACUGUUUAUGUGGCGUGCCAUGAAAGCGCCAUAUGAAACACACUGCUGCACUCCUGUGGAUGCCUUCCUCUUUGGGCUCAGGUCUCGUUUGCCCUGUCACUUCUUACCCACUUGGCACCAGUUUGCAUUUUAAAGCAACAUGUACAUUGCAGGCCGUAGUGAGCAGCAGUCGAUCAACUGGCUGCCUUGUUUUUAAUUAGGACACAAGCGAACUGCACUGCGAUGAAAUGCACCACUACAGGCGCCGGUGCCACGUUUAAGUGGCGUGAAUACGAUGGGCUGCGUUUACAUUGUGGUACAAAGAAACUCCCAUGUGGCUCGGGCCCCCCAUGACACCGGUGCCAUAGUCAGACGCAGCUGUCACCCCACAGCUUGUCCGGCCUGCCACCUGACAGUUUCAUUAUAAAACUUUUAGAUUAAUGACUUGGCCGGUUUAAGUGCGCCUUCAUAGUGUUGGUUCAUGUUUUCUGUUUUACGACUCUGCUCUGUCUGCUCAUUUUAUUGUGCACCACUGGUCUCGUAUUUUAGAGCUCCUCCGGUUUUCUUCAAAUGCAAGAAGUUGAAAUGUAAUGAGUGACCUAAAAUGGCGAAAAGGGUAAGCAGCCAACUGCCAGGUUGAAAUUUAAAGUUUAGUUUAGCAAGAUGCUGAGACCCCCGUGACCCUGUGUUCGGAUUCAGCGGGUUGGAAAAUGGAUGGAUGGAUGAAUAAAGGAAGGGAAUGUCAGAAUAUGACAAGUGGGCCUUCAUCAGGGAGCAACUAAGAGUUACAACCUACAGGUCAGCAGCAAUUCAAGUAAAUGAAGCCUUGGAAACAAUUUGCACACGUGUGCCAACGUGAGUGGAUUACUUGAAAGCCCCUCUGUGUGUUAGAACAGCCUGUGAAGUCCGACUUGGACGACAUGACGCCGGCAAAUAAAAAAUAAGUCACGGAACCACCAGGCGUACGAAAUCGAGUUCCAAUUUUUGAUUCAUCCAAGUAGCCUGCACCUUCUGCUGAUAUCACAGCCAAACUGUGGCCACCCUUUAGUCACCAACGCUCGACCUCCUGCUGUUAUUUUAUUAAUCCUUGGAGUCCUAAGCAGACCAACCGGCAUCUUGAGAUCUUAAUGUGCGCUCAGAUGUGAUAAGUUCAGACCAGUAAGCCGGACCUCCGCCAUUCAAUGCUUUACAUCAAGAGUUCCCAAACUUUUUUUCAGCCGCAGACCCCUUUACCAAAAACUUUGAAAACCGUCGACCCCCCUAGUCGUUUACUUUACGUACUCAAAUUAAUACAUUUGUACAGCACUCGAUAUUAAGUAUUUCACUGGAUAUCAAAGUUUUCAUUUUAAUCACUUGUAAUUAAUGAUUGAAAACGAUCAAAGGACUACAGAAAAUGACAACAUUUAAUAUCGAAACCCGCACUAACGAAAAU